AUGGACCACAUCGAGCGUUUGCACGAGUCCAAGGUGAAGGGUCUCACUCGUCGAUUGACGCAAGCCGAGAACGCCUACGCCGAGGUCAACAAGAAAUUGAAUGAGAUGAGCGAGAAGGCCAGGAACUUGCAGACCCUCAGGGUCAAGGAGUCGCUGAUGAAAGCCAUGGGCGGGACAAGCCAAUCCAUGCCAGUCACGAGGGAGUUGGCAGCCUCAUCGAUGGGUUUGGGACUCCGAGACUUGAAGACCACAACAACCUCGCCGAGGGUCCGCCGCCUCCACCCGGCCCACCAGCGCCACCUGGCGCCCCGCCCGCGCCUGGCGCGCCCCCGCCGCCCAUGGCCCCUCGGAUGCCUGGUGCUCCGCCGCAUGGCCCUCCGCCACCCGGCGGCCUGUCCGCCAGCUCCGCAGCUGCCGCCGAAGCCGGUGGUGAAGCCCAGCACGAAGAUGAAGCAGCUCAACUGGACCAAGAUUCCCAACAACAAGGUGGUCUCCUCCUACUGGAAGGAUGUCACCGAGGUGGGCAUCGAGAUCGACUCCAACGAGGUCGAGCUUCUCUUCGCCGCUCGUGAGGACAAAAAGGAGAUCAUGGGACCUGGAGAUGCAGGAACAAAGAAAAAGGAAACGAAUGUCACCCUGCUCGACCCCAAGCGCGCCAACAACUGCGCUAUUGCGCUGUCGAGGUUCAAGAUGAGCAAUGAGGACAUCAAGCAGGCCAUUCUCAGGCUCGACGAAUCCAAGCUCAGUGCCGAAAGCGUCGAGACUCUCCUGAACUACAUCCCCACGCCCGAGGAGAUCGAACAGCUCACGGCCUACGCCGACGACAGGUCGAAGCUGGGCAAGGCGGAGCAGUACUUCUUGACCGCCAAGGACAUCAAGCGACUCGAGCCCCGGCUGAAAGCGUUCCUCUUCAAGCUGAGGUUCCCCGAGAUGAAGGACAGCAUUCGUCCGGAGAUCGAUGCGGUGCUGGGAGCCUGUAACGAAGUGAAGCAGUCGGCCAAGUUCAAGAAGGUGCUCGAGGUGGUGCUGGCCCUGGGCAACUACCUCAACGGCGGCUCGUUCCGCGGCUCUGCCUAUGGGUUCAAGCUCGACGUACUCAACAAGCUCCGAGACACCAAGUCGGCCGACGGCGAGACCACGCUGCUGCACUACCUGGUGAAGCUGGUCAACAGCAAAUAUCCGGAAGCGGUCAACUGGGGCCGUGAGCUCAAGAACUCCAACUUGGCGCAGAUGAACCAGGGCUUCAAGGCCGUGGAGCGCGAGCUGCCGUUCAGCUCGGAGGACCCGAGCGACCCGUUCCUGCGCCAGAUGACCGAAUUCAUGUUCCGCAAGGAGGACUUCGACCAGCUCCACGCCGACAGCAAGACCAUGGAGCGUGGCGUUGCUCAGCCUCGUUACUUGAUUUCUGUGUGGUACGAAACCAACUGCGAUUCGCAGGAGGACUUCAAGCAACUGGCCGACGCAUUCGGCGAAAGCCCGCAAUGCACACCCGACCAGCUGUUCUCCUGUAUCACCGCGUUCAUGGACGCCUACGAGCGCGCGGAGAAGGACAUGAGAAUGAAGGAGGAGAAGGCGAUCAAGAUGGCCGCAGCCGCAACGAGGAAGUUGUCCGGCUCCGCGCCGAGCGGCACCAGCGCCAGCAGUUCGCCUGGCCUGCCCGGACUGGCUUACGGGGUGAAGCGAUCGCUCCAGGCAUGGGACUCCCCACGUCACCAGCCGUUUGGCAAGCUGCGAACGUCGAUCUCGCGCCCCGUGAUCGAUCCCCUCGCCGCCCGGCCUCAGGAGCCGGCCGUCGUUCCUGAAUUCCUGAGCAAGUUGCGCAAGGCGCCCGGGUCGUCGGUGGCCCCGGCGGCCGAAUCAGCGGCAGCGGCGGGGGUAGAGCCGUCGCCGUCCGAUGGCCCGGCCGUUUCCCUAUUGAAGAGGUCGCUCUCGCUGGCGUCGUUCCCCGAGGUGGGCUCAACUGCGACUGCGCUGGCCGAGGACUCGGCCAAGGUAGUCACGCCGGGCACCGUCAGAACGCGCAUCGGGUCGUUUGGCGGAGGCUCGGGCAUAUUGGUCGCCACCCCCGAAGUGACCGACGUCGACUCUGGGCGCACGGAUGAGGCGGGCAACGUUGGUGGCCUGCGCGAAUCUGGCAACUCUUCAGAGCCCAGUUUCCCAGCACCUGGGGCCAACUUCCAAGACGAGUAG
Molecule: messenger RNA, 2190 nt
Organism: Acanthamoeba castellanii str. Neff
Lineage: Eukaryota; Discosea; Longamoebia; Acanthamoebidae
Product: formin domain containing protein
Exons: 22
Coding region: 1-2190 (729 amino acids)
Source: RefSeq, a predicted model, not a curated record